Molecule: messenger RNA, 282 nt
Organism: Microthlaspi erraticum
Lineage: Eukaryota; Viridiplantae; Streptophyta; Magnoliopsida; Brassicales; Brassicaceae
Source: the annotation of a GenBank genome assembly
AUGGAGCAACUCGAGGACGAACCGCUACGAAGCUACCUGAACAGAUUCAAGAGUGCGCUGCUCGACCUCAGGGACAUUCCGGGAGCACCCCCAAUCGCGGAACCGGUACUCGUCCAAGCCCUCGGAAACGGACUUCGAUACGAAUCCGGAUUCUGGGAAGAUAUCCGCAUCCGCCCCUCCCCAACUUUGAAGGACGCCUUCCUUCGCGCUGAGAAUUACAUCGCCUCGAGCAAGACAUCCCGCAGCUACGGUUCGACCCCGAAGAUCCUCGGUUCCGGCUAA